Molecule: messenger RNA, 1164 nt
Organism: Trypanosoma rangeli
Lineage: Eukaryota; Euglenozoa; Kinetoplastea; Trypanosomatida; Trypanosomatidae
Product: histone deacetylase-like protein HDO1
Exons: 1
Coding region: 1-1164 (387 amino acids)
Molecular function (GO): histone deacetylase activity
Source: RefSeq, a predicted model, not a curated record
AUGUCCGCGGUGGGCGGUCGCCCCGUAGCUCUGAUUGACACAUCAUGCUACUCGGCAGAUUGUAGUUUUUCCGCCUUGGUCCCACAACAUGCCAUGAAGCCCUAUCGUCUAUUAGUUGCAAUGGAGCUUAUUAGAACUUUAGGACUUGAUCGUUAUUGUCGAACUGUCGUACCACCCCUUAUUGGAAUCGAACAGCUACAAUCGUAUCACGCAGCAGACUAUAUUUCAAAUCUUGGUCUUCAUAGUAGCAGAAGCUGGCUAUGGAAUACAGAAGUAUCAAAAGUGACUUUUUCAGGGGAUUGUCCUCCUGUUGAAGGGAUACUAGAACAUUCACUUUCUAUUGCAAGUGGUUCACUUAUGGCGGCUAUACUCUUGAACAGCGGGAAGGCGGAUAUUGUUAUUCACUGGGGUGGCGGUAUGCAUCAUGCAAAAUGUGGGGAAUGUUCUGGAUUUUGCUAUGUUAAUGACAUUGUUCUCGCUAUUCUUGAACUACUGAAAUGUCACCAAAGAGUUUUGUACGUGGACCUUGAUAUGCAUCAUGGAGAUGGUGUUGAUGAAGCAUUUUGUCAAAGCAAUAGAGUGUUUACGCUCUCACUUCAUAAAUUUGGUGAAUCCUUUUUUCCUGGUACAGGUCACCCACGUGACAUAGGCUUUGGAAAGGGACGUUAUUGCGCCAUGAAUUUGGCUUUGUGGGAUGGUAUAGAUGAUUUUUUCUACACAACUAUUUUUGAACGUGCGUUGACCUCCAUUGUUCAGCGAUAUUUACCCGAUGUUGUUGUUCUGCAGUGUGGCGCUGAUUCUUUGGCUGGGGAUCGUCUUGGACACUUUAAUCUGUCAUCGUGGGGUCAUGGAAAAUGUGUUGAGGAGGUCAAAAAGCUUGGUUUACCAAUGCUAGUAUUAGGAGGAGGCGGUUAUACCUUACGAAAUGUUGCAAAGCUGUGGGCCUACGAAACCAGUAUUCUAUGUGGUAAAAAACUGCUUUUGAACACGGUUAUUCCUGUUAUGGGAAUGCCCCUAAGUGGCUGCUUGUUCGAGGACUCGACUCAGUUGUUGGUUGCACAAGAUGAGGAAAAUAAACCGCUUGCCGGCGUCAAUGUUCAACGGGCUUUUAAAAUGAUCAUCGAACAAAUCGAUAAACAAUGCCCAAAUAUUAGUCCGCCUUGA